AGGAGGAGGAGGAAGAGGAGCAACAGCAGGGGACGAAGGAAUACUUCCUUAUUGGAACACUUUCUUUAUCUCCUCUGAAGAGAUCUCUUCCAAAACCAAGAUGAACAUGCUGUCCAACCAGAUGCUCAGAACCUCCCAGGAGCCCCUUCCGUCCGUCCAGGACUUGGCCCGCUGCCCCCCUGCUUUGGCCUCCCGCCUGAGCCUCCAGGGGGGGUCGCGCUCCUCCAAAGUUCCCCCAAAGGAGCUGUGCCCAGAGGAGCAGCAGGAGCUGAGGCGGAAGAUCAACAGCCGGGAGAGGAAAAGAAUGCAGGACUUGAACGUGGCCAUGGACGCCCUGAGGGAGGUGAUGGUACCUUACGCCGCCUCUCCUUCCUCAGGUUCAUGCGCACCCCCCCAUCAGCCGGGCGCCCCUUCAGGACGCAGGCUCUCCAAAAUCUCCACACUGGUUCUGGCCCGGAAUUACAUCCUACUGUUGGGGUCGUCUCUGCACGAGAUGAGGCGCCUGCUGGGUGAGCUGAGUGCGGGUGCAGGACCAGGAUUGGGCCCUCGGCUGCUGCUGACGGGGGGCUGGCCCCUUGUCUCUGGAUCCGGUCAGCUCCUCCUCGCGCGGGAGUCCUUCGCCACCUCCUCCUCCCCCGCUGCCCUGAAGUGUCCCCUUCUGUCCCCCAUGGAAGCGCCGCCGCCCCCUGUGCGGUGGGCAUCAGGGGUGCCUUCAGGGGUGCCUCUGUGCCCGUGCAGCGUGUGCAGACUGCCUAGGUUCAGCCCCCCUGCCUCCCCUCCGAGAUUCCCAAAGUGACUUACUUUUUUAUUCUUUUUUUAAUCAAUUGAAAUAAAGUUGACAUAGCUGCUAACGCUAGUCGAUGCUAACAAAGUGCUCUUUAACAAAACUUAAACGCCAAGUUACAAACUUUUUCAUGAGGUCACCGACGGGCAUCCUCGUCAUCUUUGAGACGCUGUAGUGAUCCUGAAGUCCUCCCCUCCAAACCAGCAAAAGAUCAAAAACAGCCUUGGUGUAAUUCUGCCUUUUUAUUCUUGCUCUUUCUCCGUGUGAUUGACAGCUCCUCGUUGCACACGCCACACAAUGUGUUCAAACGGACAGAAAAUGUGGCGCUGAAUGGCGAGCUCACUACCAAGAUGAGAGGCGGCCAUUGUGGGCGGGUCCUCAAGGUGGAUGGACCAUGCCGAGUGCUUUGGGAGGAUUACACACGUGAAAGGAGUGACGCUGUUAGCAUGAGCGCCCAUAAAGGACACACUGGACGCCAUUAAGAGAGAUUACGUCAAAUAAGGCGUGAGGAGGAGGAGGGGGCGGAGCUUAUUGAUGGAUCAAAGAGAAAUGCUGAAAUUGUCCUGGCUCAUUUGCAUAAAGCUGCUUUUUGUCGCUACAUGGAUUAGCUACCUUACUUUAGACACUCUGCUACCU
Doryrhamphus excisus (bluestripe pipefish) is the source of this 1420-nucleotide messenger RNA. It is a transcript of the gene olig1, whose product is annotated as oligodendrocyte transcription factor 1. Gene Ontology annotation, biological process: sensory organ development; axon development; positive regulation of transcription by RNA polymerase II. Gene Ontology annotation, molecular function: protein dimerization activity; E-box binding; DNA-binding transcription factor activity, RNA polymerase II-specific. Lineage: Eukaryota; Metazoa; Chordata; Actinopteri; Syngnathiformes; Syngnathidae. The record is from RefSeq and is a predicted model, not a curated record. Gene Ontology annotation, cellular component: nucleus.